Molecule: messenger RNA, 1927 nt
Organism: Drosophila mauritiana
Lineage: Eukaryota; Metazoa; Arthropoda; Insecta; Diptera; Drosophilidae
Product: pyridoxal phosphate phosphatase PHOSPHO2
Exons: 1
Coding region: 526-1326 (266 amino acids)
Molecular function (GO): phosphatase activity
Source: RefSeq, a predicted model, not a curated record
AAGAUACGUUGGUUGUUUCCGUAGCAUAUGGCAUAUGGUAUAUUGUUUCAUUUUAUAUAGUUAGCCAAUGAAUUCGCCAAUGUAGUUAAUUAUACACUUACUUAUGUACGUGCGAUGUAGUGCACCCAUAUUCGUUGGAAGCCAUACAAGUUGAUCUUUGCUGUUCCAUAUGCAUUUGCAUAGCUUUUUGCAUGUUACCAACACACCAACUAUGAAUGUAUUUUAGAUAUUUGAACCUUUUUGGAAAAUAUUUUACGCAACGGAAAACGAAACAACAUUUUUCAAUGACAAUAUCUAAAUAUCUUAUGCGAUAUACAUGUAAUACACACAUUAUAUUAUAAUCACAACUUUGUCGGCCAAACGGACACGUCGUGGAACCAAGAUCCCAGCUUCCAUGGGACUCCGUGCACCUUUGGAUAUUGGCGCCACCUUAUCGAUAUUGAUGUGCUUUGUUGACCCAUAUCUACUGUAUUUAAACGAGUGUGCAUUGAUAUUAAAAUCAAAUUGUUUGUUUUCCACACCAAAAUGUUUGCUAUUUCGAGAAGCCUCCGGUUGAGCCGCUGCCUUUCGGCCUUCGGACGCGGUCUGAGCGCGUCCAGUUCGCCUGGACCGCGCACCCUAGUCGCCAUCGACUUCGACAGAACCAUCGUGGAGCAGGACUCCUAUUUGGCGGUGAGCCAGCUACUGCCGACCAGUCAGCGCAAGGAGCUGCAGGACCAGAUCCCCAAGUGCGGCUGGCUGAGUUUCAUAAGCCGAGUGUUGCAGCGCCUGCAUGGCGAGCACAAGGUGAACUCCGCGUCGGUGGGCAAGCGUGUGCGCAGUCUCACAGCCGUGCCUGGAAUGCUGCGGGUGGUGCGCCGGUUGGCCAGGAUGCCUGAGCUCGAACUGUGCAUCGUCAGCGACGCCAACUCCUUCUUCAUCGGCGAGUGGCUGGAGGCGUACGCCAUUGAGUGCCUCUUUGCCGGCGGCGUGUUCACCAAUCCCGCCUGCGUCCAGGCGAGCGGCGAGGUGCUGGUGCUGCCCUACCAGGAGCAGACUGACUGCGAUCUCUGCCCCUCCAACAUGUGCAAGGGCUCCGUGAUGGAGGAGCUGACGUGCAGCGGGCGAUACGAGCGCGUGAUCUAUGUGGGCGAUAGUUGCAACGAUCUGUGCGCCAUGAAGCGGCUGCGGCAAAUGGACGUGGCCUGCGUCCGGCGCGGAUUCGAGCUGCACGGAAAGAUGACCGCCCAUGGCCAGGAACUGGCCUGCUCCGUGCUCACAUGGCGCGACGGCCACGAGCUGGAGGAGCUCCUGAUGCCCAAAAUCGUGGCGUCGAGUUUGUGGUAAGGCCAGGUUAUUAAUGCUGCUGUUUUAUUCGACUUAAAAAUAAAUCUUUCAGUAUGUAUACAUAAGAAUAAUUCCACUUAAUAUGAAGGACUUAAGAUUUACUUUCCGCGGAAAGUGGAUUACCCACCAGCUCUCUCCAGCCGAGGUCUGCAGCUGGGCCCGUCUGUGGAUCCACUUUGUCCUAAGUAGACCGAAAACUUAGAGCUACCUAUCCUGCGGCGGUAUUAGAACUGUUGCCUAACAAUAUUUCACACAUGGUUCUUCCACACUUCCACUUCCACAUCCUGCUACCUAAUCCUCGCUAGCCACAUCUGUAUCUGCUCUUGUGCUUCAAUCUUAUAGCUAUAGCUAGUAUAUCUAUAUAUAUAUAUAUUUAUAUAUAUAUGUGUUUGCUUGUUUGUGUGUGUGUGGUGUGUGUGGGUCCGAGUGUUGGGUUAUGUGUUAGCAUAAAUUACAUUUAUAAUACAUUCUUAGCCAUACGAUUGCGGAGUGGCACCCGGCUCCCGGCUCCCCGAUCCUCGAUCCUCCGCCGAGCCAAGUCCCUUCCCCGCUUACGAAUCUACCGAAACUAAUCUAAACUAAACGAAACGAAAAAAAAAAA